AUGAGCCUGGUUGGAGACGACGAGCAAGAGCUGCCUCCUCCUCACAACAACGACGGCGGAAAAGCCUCGCCACGCGGCGGCGGAACGGCCGGGAGCACACCCCAGCGAGCCUGCUGGGGGGGCGGCCUGCCGCCUACCUGCGGGCCGGCGGCGGCUCGGGCGGCGGCGGCGGCGGCGGCAGCGGCAACAACAGCAGCAGCAGGAGCACAGGGAGGGGCGGGGUCGACGUCGGGCGGCAGCGGCCGGUUCCCUUCUCACGACCGCGAGAGCUUCGCGCGCACCCUGAACAACGAGGAGCUGGACGAGGUGUGGAAGGGGCUCGGGGAAGGGGUGAGCCAGAGGGGCUGCGGGUCGGAGGUCGGGGUGGGCUUCGAUCUAGCGGACACCACGCCGCCGAGCCCGAACGGAACGGGGGUCUCGGGCGCGUUCCCAAAACUCACCGCCAACGUCCUCGAGCGACACGACCAGCUCGCGGACGACGACGGCAGCGGCGGCGGCGGCGGCGGGAGCGGGGGGGGGGGCGGGGGGGCGGCGAACGUCGUGCCCAUCCCGAAGAAGUUGAUGGAGAGGUCGGCGGAGGACAUGGAGAACGGGACCUCCUCCAAGAAGAGCAGCGGCAACGGCAACGGCAACCAGCCCGCUAGUGGCGUGCAGCAGCAGGAGAAGACGCUGCUAGGAGCGAUCGUGUCGUACGGCGUCCUGGUCCUGUGGGUGGGGCACCUCGUGUUCAACGUCUUGUUACUGUGGCGUGUCGUUGCUGAUGAGCAAGUCUGGGCCCUCUGCUUCCUCCCGGGGGUGCUGGGCAUCCUCUUGUCGGUCAACAGCUGCCGGAAGAGCCAUCGCCGCUGCAAGCCGUUGAACGCCGACGACGCGCAGACGCAGCGGCGGCAGAGGGGGCGGGAGCGGAGCGCACCACACGCGUGCGCGCUUCCCGCCCACACGCUGCUCCUCUUGGCGGUGGUGGUGUGCCUCGGCUUGCACGCGUCUGCCUUGCUCUUCUGCGAGAAGGACAUGUUGCUGGUGUUCGAGGAGGAGACGCUGGACCCUCUCUGCGACGACAGCUCGUUGGCGCUUCCCCUUAUCCUGGACGCGAUUGUUCUUUCGGUGGCCAGCCUCAAGGCCAGCAGCUUGUGCUGGGCGUGGGUCCUGAACUAA
Ectocarpus siliculosus is the source of this 1155-nucleotide messenger RNA. Lineage: Eukaryota; Phaeophyceae; Ectocarpales; Ectocarpaceae. The record is from the annotation of a GenBank genome assembly.